AUGUUGGAAAAUAUAAAAUAUUUAUUAAUUCCUCAUUCAAGAGAAAGAUAUGGAAUUUACCCAAUUGUUUUAAGAGAAGUGUUUAGCUAAUUGUCAAGGAAUGUUUAGAUUUACAUUUAUUUUACAAUAUCAAAAUUGUUGAUUGCAUUAAUAUUUUUAGGAGAUGCUUUAAAAUGUGAGCUUUCAGAAUCACAUUCAACAGCUAUGACAGUAAUAUUGCACUGUAUUUUCCUGUUAUACCACGAGUUCAAGUACAAGAUGGAAUUAGAAAAUGUUGACAAAUUGAAUUUAAUUCAAUUUGCUUUGGAAUAAUAAGGAAUGAAUUUAGAAUAGAUUCUAGAUAGACAAUCAUUUAAUAAAUUGAUGAUGACUGUAAAGAAAUUAAUAUUUUCUUAAUGUCCUGAUUUGAAUGUAAUUGGUAGUAAUAUUUAAAUAGAGAGAAUAAAAAUAUUUGAACUUUUUAGCUUAGGUGAUUAUAAUUAGGUUUUUUAUAUUGAUGUUGAAUUCACCAUUUAAUUUUAAUAUGUUUCAAUACUUUGAAGAGACUUGUGAUGCAGAUUUAUUGAAUGUAAUGUUUAUAGUGGUUUUAUCGAUGUUUCUAGAGUUCAUUUUUCUAUAUUGUUUGGUGUUUAUGUUGGUGAUUGCAUUACCGUAUAUAUAUAUAUAUUCAAUAAUAAUUUAGAUUACUUUGUUGUUUAUCAAUAUAUAGGAAAGGGAAAUAAUUAUAUUCCAUUCGUAGAUUAAAGAAAUAAUUGGAUUCGAUACCUCCUCAUAAAUACACAGGUUUAGAUGAUACUUGGGUAAAAGAGGAUAAGACUUGUUGUAUAUGUAUGUAGGAAUAUGUUCAAUAAGAAAGCAUAUUACAAUUACCUUGCAGUGGAUAACACUAAUUUCAUGAAGGAUGUAUUAGGAAUUGGUUUAAUGUAAAUAUUUAAUCUUAAUUAAAAUAGGUAUCAACUAGUUGUCCAAUUUGUAGAUAAUAGUUAGGUUGA
Paramecium pentaurelia is the source of this 992-nucleotide messenger RNA. NCBI's taxonomy places the organism in Eukaryota, Ciliophora, Oligohymenophorea, Peniculida, Parameciidae. The record is from the annotation of a GenBank genome assembly.